CGGAAGGCUGUUUCUUGUUGGCCAGCGGAUCGCUCCCACGCCGCCGUCGAGUUCCGAUCCGACCCCGCGGCCGGGAAAAAGGGAGGGAGAGAAUCUCCGAGAAGCAUCGGAGACCGAGUGCUCGCGUUUCCUUCGAGGAAGUAGGGAGGAGGGCAUAGCUGAAGCCAAGGACAUCAAACAAACGAAGAAAGGGGAAGCAAAGAAAACUCUCUCUCUCUCUCUUUUAUUCAUUCCAGUCAUAAUUCCCGAACAACAAUGAUAACGAAACAAGGCAUUAUCACCAUGGCUUCUUCUUCUUCCCCUUCUUUGUUCAACUUUCUCACGUGCGAGCCCUCGUCCUCCAUCCACCAGCCUCAAUCUCUUCUCCAAUGGCUCCGCUUCAUUUUCUUCUCCCCGUGCCCGCAGCGACUUCUUUUCUCCGCCGUCGACGCCUUCUUCCUCCUCCUCCUCCUCGCCUUCGCCCUCCGCAAGCUCUGCUCCCGCUUCCUCCACCGCCGCCGAGGCGGCGGAGAACCGGACUCCGACGCGCAUAAGCCUCUUCUGGCCCAGUCCCGCGUCGUUAUCCGGACUGACCUCCGGUUCAAGCUCGCUCUCGCCAUCUCCUCCCUGCUCGCCGCCUCCUACGCCGUCCUCCUCGUCCUCGCCCUCACCCGCCUCCCCCGAUCCCAGUGGCAGCUCGCCGAGGCCGCCUUCCUCCUCCUCCAGUUCCUCUCCCACAUCGCCGCCUCCGCCCUCAUCGCCCAUGAGAAGCGCUUCCAGGCCGUUACCCACCCGGCCACCCUCCGGAUCUACUGGAUCGCCGCCUUCGUCCUCACCGCCCUCCUAUCUGCCUCCGCCCUCAACCGCUUCGCCGCCGCCGUCCCGAUUUUCCCCGAUGACGUCCUCUCCCUCAUCGCCCUCGCCGUCUCGCUCCCCCUCCUCUUCCUCGGCGUCUCCGGCUCCACCGGCGUCUCCGUCGACCACCUCCCCCCGGCCGACGGACCCCCGGCCCGGUCCGACUCCAACCUCAACGACCGGAAACUACCCAACGUCACCCCCUACGCCACCGCCUCGAUCCUCUCCCGCGCCACGUGGAGCUGGAUGAACCCUCUGAUCUCGAAGGGGUACCGAUCGGCGCUGAAUCUGGACGACGUGCCGUCCCUGGCGCCGGACCACCGGGCGGAGCGGAUGUACGAGCUGUUCCAAUCCAAGUGGCCCCGGCCGGCGGUCCGAUCGGCCCACCCGGUCCGGACCACCCUGCUCCGCUGCUUCUGGCCCUACCUACUGUUCACCGGCGCCCUCUCCGUCCUCCGCCUCAUCGUCAUGUACAUCGGCCCCACCCUCGUCAACCGAUUCGUGGACUACACCUCCGGCCCCCGGUCCUCCGUCGCCGAGGGGUACUACCUCUGCGCCACCCUACUGGCCGCCAAGUUCGUGGAGGUCCUGGCCUCCCACCAGUACAACUUCCAGUCCGCCAAGCUGGGCAUGCUCCUCCGCUCCACCCUCAUCACCGCCCUCUACAACAAGGGCCUCCGCCUCUCCUGCUCCGCCCGCCAGUCCCACGGCCUCGGCAUGAUCGUCAACUACAUGGCCGUCGACGCCCAGCAGCUCGCCGACAUGAUGCCCCAGAUCCACUACAUCUGGCUUAUGCCCCUCCAGGUGGGCACCGCCCUUGGCCUCCUCUACAUCUACCUCGGCCCCUCCGUCACCUCCGCCGUCGUCGGCAUCGCGGGCGUCAUCCUCUUCGUCGUCCUCGGCACCCGCCGCAACAACCGCUACCAGUUCUCCCUGAUGGGCAUGCGCGACAAGCGCAUGAAGGCCACCAACGAGAUGCUCAACUACAUGCGGGUCAUCAAGUUCCAGGCCUGGGAGCGGCAUUUCGAGCGGCGAAUCAAGCAAUUCCGGGAAGGGGAGUUCGGCUGGCUGGCCAAGUUCAUGUACUCCAUCUCUGGCAACAUCAUCGUGCUGUGGAGCGCGCCGGUGCUUAUCGGGGCGCUCGUGUUCGGCACGUGCGUGGCCGUCGGGGUGCCUCUGGACGCCGGCCUGGUCUUCACCGCCACAUCCUUCUUUAGGAUCCUCCAGGAGCCGAUGCGGAACUUCCCGCAGGCCCUCAUCUCGGCCUCGCAGGCGAUCGUCUCGCUGGAGCGCCUCGACGCGUACAUGACCAGCGGCGAGCUGGAGGAGGGCGCGGUCCAGCGCCUGGACGGCGGUGAUGUCGCCAUCGAGGUCAGAAAUGGGGCGUUCGCUUGGGACGACGAGGCGGAGGAGGCCGACGCCGCGCUGAAGGGGAUCGACGUCCGGAUCCGCCGCGGCGCCCUCGCGGCCGUGGUGGGAACCGUCGGAUCUGGGAAAUCGUCUUUCCUUUCCUGCCUUCUCGGGGAGAUGCACAGGAUCUCCGGCAGUGUCAAGGUUUGUGGGAGCACAGCAUAUGUAUCCCAGACGGCAUGGAUCCAAAAUGGAACUAUUCAAGAUAACAUCUUGUUUGGACAACCAAUGCAUCGGGAAAAAUACAAGGAAGUCAUCCGGGUUUGUUGCUUGGAGAAGGACUUGGAAAUGAUGGAGUUUGGGGACCAGACUGAGAUUGGGGAGAGGGGGAUCAAUCUCAGCGGUGGACAAAAGCAACGUAUACAGCUUGCCAGGGCUGUUUAUCAGGAUUGUGAUAUCUACCUCCUGGAUGAUGUCUUCAGUGCUGUUGAUGCUCACACUGGAUCGGAGAUCUUCAAGGAAUGUGUAAGGGGUGCACUCAAGGAGAAGACUCUUGUGCUUGUAACACAUCAAGUAGACUUCUUGCACAAUGCUGACCUCAUAUUAGUCAUGCGAGAUGGGGCAAUUGUACAAUCUGGAAAAUAUAAUGAAUUACUAGAGUCAGGCUCAGAUUUUGCUGCACUUGUUUCUGCUCAUGACAGUUCUAUGGAGCUUGUAGAACAGAGUAGCUCUACUAGUGAACACAUUGAACCUCACUCAAGACCAUCAGAAAAACCUGCCAGAAAUCUGGAGCAGUCUAAUGGGGAGAGUGGUUCUGCAAUCUCUCCAAAGACAGAAAAGGGCACUUCUAAACUGAUAGAGGAGGAGGAAAGGGAGAGUGGUCAUGUCAGUUGGCGUGUGUACAAGUUAUUCAUCACUGAGGCUUGGGGUUGGUGGGGGGUUGUAGCAGUGUUGGUGGUUUCAUUAGUGUGGCAAGCUUCGUUAAUGGCAAGUGACUACUGGUUGGCAUAUGAAACUUCCGAGGAGAAUGCAGCUUCAUUCCGCCCUUCCUUAUUUAUUCAAGUUUAUGCAACCAUAGCAGCACUUUCAGUUGUCUUCGUCACAGCCAGGUCCUUUCUUGUAUCAUACUUGGGGCUCAAAACUGCCCAGAUCUUUUUCAAGCAGAUUCUUAACAGUAUCCUGCAUGCACCAAUGUCAUUUUUUGACACUACCCCUUCUGGAAGAAUUCUUACCCGGGCAUCAUCCGAUCAAACCAACAUCGAUCUUUUUCUUCCUUUCUUUGUAGGAUUAACUGUUUCAAUGUACAUCACGGUGUUGGGCAUCAUCAUUGUUACGUGUCAGGUUGCCUGGCAGGCAUGCAUAGCCAUACUUCCACUGGCAUGGCUGAACAUCUGGUACCGGGGGUAUUAUCUAGCAACAUCGCGGGAGCUAACUCGUCUUGACUCAAUCACAAAAGCACCAGUUAUCCAUCACUUCUCAGAAACCAUUCAGGGUGUCAUGACAAUCCGGUGCUUCAGAAAGGAGGCAAGGUUUUUCCAGGAAAAUUUGGACAGAGUAAAUUCAAGCUUACGCAUGGAUUUUCACAACAAUGGUUCCAAUGAGUGGCUAGGAUUCCGACUAGAAUUGAUAGGAAGUUUUGUCCUCUGUAUCUCUGCGUUGCUCAUGGUCACGCUGCCUAGCAGUGUUAUAAAACCAGAAUUUGUUGGUCUUUCUCUCUCUUAUGGUCUCUCUCUCAACUCUGUUGUGUUCUGGGCCAUAUGGAUUAGUUGCUUUUUAGAGAAUCGGAUGGUUUCAGUAGAAAGGAUCAAACAGUUCUGCAAUAUUCCUUCUGAGGCAGCUUGGGAGAUCAAAGAUUGCCUUCCAUCACCAAAGUGGCCAACCAGAGGAGAUGUCAUUAUCAAGGAUUUAAAGGUUAGAUAUCGACCAAAUACUCCUUUGGUUCUUAAAGGCAUUACCAUUAGCAUCCAUGGAGGAGAGAAAAUAGGAGUUGUGGGAAGGACUGGGAGUGGCAAGUCAACAUUGAUACAAGCUCUUUUCAGAAUAGUAGAGCCUUCUGGGGGGCAGAUAAUCAUAGAUGGAGUAGACAUUUGUACUUUGGGUCUUCAUGAUCUCAGGUCACGCUUUGGUAUUAUUCCUCAAGAGCCAGUUCUGUUUGAAGGAACAGUUCGGAGCAACAUUGACCCAAUUGGAAAGUAUUCAGAUGAUGAGAUAUGGCAGGCCCUUGAGCGUUGCCAACUCAAAGAUGCUGUUGCUUCAAAGCCUGAGAAGCUUGAUGCACUGGUGGUUGACAAUGGAGAGAAUUGGAGUGUGGGACAAAGACAGCUUCUCUGCCUUGGACGGGUUAUGUUGAAACAUAGCCGCAUCUUGUUCAUGGAUGAGGCAACUGCUUCAGUGGAUUCACAAACUGAUGCUGUGAUUCAAAAGAUCAUUCGAGAAGAUUUUGCAACUUGUACAAUCAUCAGCAUUGCUCACAGAAUACCCACAGUCAUGGACUGCGACAGAGUUUUGGUUAUAGAUGCAGGGUUAGCGAAGGAAUUCGACAAACCAGCCAAGUUGAUCGAACGCCCAUCCCUCUUCGGGGCAUUAGUUCAAGAGUAUGCCAACCGCUCUUCUGAUUUAUAGGUCACUUGAGUAAGCUGGAUUCUGCAAAAAAUGGAGAAAUGGGCCUGCCUCAGUCAAAAGAAACAUCAGAAGUGUAAAAAUCCUAGCUUGCAGGCACGGUGGUGGUUGGUGGUGCUGAAUCCUGAAAGAAUUUUGUCUAGAGUAGCAGAACAUAUGAAUAUAUAUUUAAGAGCCAAUGAUGUGGAGCUAUGGAAGGUACAUUAUGCGAUGGUUGUAUGAUACUUCAUAAGUGAAUGACAUUUUUUCGAUCUCCAUUACCCAGUUUCGUGGCUCUUGUUGAGCUGUGAUUGACUGGUGGUUCUGACGCAGGAAACCACCUGCUGAAGCUCUCAAUCAUGAACUUUGAAGAAUUAUUUUUUGUAACUGGUUUAUGCUAUGUCAUAGUGGCAGUGAGGCAGCAGAAAAUUUUGCAGCACAUAAGCCCAACCUUGAAAUAAAAUUUCUUCUCCUGUAGUAAUUAUUUUCUGAA
Molecule: messenger RNA, 5275 nt
Organism: Elaeis guineensis (African oil palm)
Lineage: Eukaryota; Viridiplantae; Streptophyta; Magnoliopsida; Arecales; Arecaceae
Source: RefSeq, a predicted model, not a curated record